This is a messenger RNA of Poecilia latipinna (sailfin molly), 1743 nucleotides long. RefSeq names its product methylenetetrahydrofolate dehydrogenase (NADP+ dependent) 2, methenyltetrahydrofolate cyclohydrolase (gene mthfd2). NCBI's taxonomy places the organism in Eukaryota, Metazoa, Chordata, Actinopteri, Cyprinodontiformes, Poeciliidae. The record is from RefSeq and is a predicted model, not a curated record. Gene Ontology annotation, biological process: tetrahydrofolate interconversion. The coding region runs from base 124 to 1107 and encodes 327 amino acids. The transcript has 9 exons. Gene Ontology annotation, molecular function: methylenetetrahydrofolate dehydrogenase (NADP+) activity; methylenetetrahydrofolate dehydrogenase (NAD+) activity; methenyltetrahydrofolate cyclohydrolase activity. Gene Ontology annotation, cellular component: mitochondrion.
UGCUCCUCUUCCUCCCUACCAGACGGUCCUCUUAUCAGGCUUGGUGGGGGAGGAGGAGCUCUCAGUGAGUGUUUCAUAACCAGCCGGUGGUGGUGUGUCUCCUUCCUUCUCAGAAGAUCAGAAAUGGCAACGAUCAGAAGUCUCAGGAAACUGUGCCAGCACGUCCAGCAUCAAGUCUGUAGCCUGCACACGUCCGCCUCCAGGGCAGAGGCGGUGGUCAUCUCAGGGAGGAAGCUGGCUCGUCAGAUCCGGGAAGAAACCCGGGCCGAUGUGGAUCAGUGGGUCUUGGCCGGCAACAGGAGACCCCACCUGAGUGUCAUUCUGGUCGGAGACAACCCAGCCAGUCACUCCUACGUUCUCAACAAGACUCGGGCUGCAGCCGACGUCGGAAUCUCAAGUGAGACAAUUCUCAAACACUCGGAGAUUAGCGAGGAGGAGUUACUGGAUCUAAUCUAUAAACUCAACACAGACCCUGGUGUGGACGGCCUGCUGGUCCAGCUGCCUCUGCCAGAGCACAUUGACGAGCGCACGAUCUGCAACGCAGUGGCUCCUAACAAGGAUGUGGACGGCUUCCACGUAGUCAACGUUGGCCGAAUGUGCCUGGAUCAGUCCACCAUGCUCCCAGCCACUCCCUGGGGAGUCUGGGAAAUUAUCAAACGCACAGGUAUUCCUACCUUUGGGAAGAAUGUUGUAGUUGCCGGACGCUCCAAGAAUGUGGGCAUGCCCAUUGCCAUGUUACUGCACACAGACGGCCAACAUGAGAGGCCUGGAGGUGAUGCCACAGUCACCAUUUCUCACCGUUACACUCCAAAGGAACAGCUCUGCCAGCACACUAAAAUAGCCGACAUUGUUGUGGCUGCUGCAGGAAUUCCCAACCUGAUCACAGCGGACAUGAUCAAAGAGGGAGCCGCUGUGAUCGAUGUCGGAAUAAACAGAGUGCAGGACCCUGUCACUGGAAAGAGCAGGCUGGUUGGAGAUGUGGAUUUUGAAGCUGUGAAGAAGAAGGCUGGGUUCAUCACCCCGGUUCCCGGAGGCGUCGGACCCAUGACCGUGGCUAUGCUCAUGAAGAACACCGUCAAAGCUGCUAAAAAUUUUUUGACGAAUUAGGCCUCAGUGUGAGAUCUCCAACAACCCUGAUCAUCUUACAAAAGUGAACAAUGAACUAUUAUUAGGAAUUGUUAAAGGUGCAAAUAAUUGUAGGGGCAUUAAAUCGAUUUUAUUGAUUAACAGAAUUUUGGGGUUUUGACAAUUUAAUUUGAGGAAAAUCUGGAUUUUUUUUCCACCAAAACACUCCUCGGGUUUUGAUAGUUGGAAUGAUGUCAGCCCACCCAAGGCUACCAUCUUGUUUGACUGGCUCUAAUUAUUGGGACUUUUUAAUUCAGGCCAAGUCACAGCACAGAUGGUUGAAAUAAAAGCCAGUUUUGAAAAAUACUUUCUGUCAUUUGUAAAAGAAAAAGUGAGGGAAAAAAAGAUUCAAAAUUGGAAAUUGAAUUUGGCAUGAGAAAAAAAUCAGACAUUUUAUUUUUAAAUAAACAUUUCUUAACAUGAGAUCUUCCCCAGCCCUGCCUAAACACCGAAUAGAUGAACUGAAAACACAGGUUGGGAGUGUUCUCAUUUUUCCAGUGUCAAAUUAUACUUCUACAAGAAACAAGUUUAUUAUAAGUUUUGUUUCCUCCUUACACGUCUUUUCCAAAGGCGCCAAUAAGUGUGGAGAUAACUCAAGAAGGAUAAGUAAUUAUAUUU